Chilo suppressalis (striped riceborer) is the source of this 507-nucleotide messenger RNA. The record is from the annotation of a GenBank genome assembly. NCBI's taxonomy places the organism in Eukaryota, Metazoa, Arthropoda, Insecta, Lepidoptera, Crambidae.
AUGCCAAGAGAACACCUUAGAGAGCUGAACUUUGCAGAGUUGUUAGAGAAGGCGGAAACAUUCUUUCCUUCAACCAGAAAACCUAUACUAAUUUCUUUGGCACUGUCUUGCACCACGAGCAAUGUAGAGAGAACCAUAGAGAUCAGAGCAAUCAUAGACACAUUUCAUUGCCACUCUCAACAGUCUCUUUAUAAAGUGGAAGAUACCACACCUCCAAUGGAAACUCUUGAUCGCUUCACAAGGAUAAGAACUUCUUUUCUUGCGAAACGAGACCAAAGCAACAUCAACGCCGAAUGGUAUAGCACAAAAUGCCUGCCAGUAGUUUUUUCUGCAAUGAACAACAAGCGACCUAACACCGGGCUCCGAGGGGUCCUUCUUCACCACGACAACGCGCCCGCGCACUCUGCGAUCAAAACGAAGGACUUCCUCGACUCAAGGGCGGAUCCAGCUUUGGCGCCAGGGGGGGGGUCAUAUAGUCGUGGUAUAUUAAAUAUUGAAAGUACUUAA